Struthio camelus australis is the source of this 369-nucleotide messenger RNA. The record is from RefSeq and is a predicted model, not a curated record. Lineage: Eukaryota; Metazoa; Chordata; Aves; Struthioniformes; Struthionidae.
UUGGCCCCGAUUUGGCGACAGAUUCGCUUCAUCCUCAUCCAGAACCGGGCCGGCAAGACCCGCCUGGCCAAGUGGUACAUGCAGUUCGACGACGACGAGAAGCAGAAGCUCAUAGAGGAGGUUCACGCCGUCGUCACGGUGCGCGACGCCAAACACACCAAUUUCGUGGAGGUGCUGAACGAGUAUUUCCACAACGUCUGCGAGCUCGACCUCGUGUUCAACUUCUACAAGGUGAGCGGCGCCGGCGUGCCCGUUUCGGGGAGAUUUACCCCAAUUCUGGUGUACACAGCCCUGCGACCGUGCGCCCACCUGUAUAUCUCCACGUACUGGCUGGUGUAUACCCCUAUACGCCUGUGUGCAUGCCUGUAG